This is a messenger RNA of Monomorium pharaonis (pharaoh ant), 2148 nucleotides long. It is a transcript of the gene Tbh, whose product is annotated as tyramine beta-hydroxylase. The coding region runs from base 266 to 2050 and encodes 594 amino acids. The transcript is spliced from 10 exons. Gene Ontology annotation, cellular component: secretory granule membrane. Gene Ontology annotation, biological process: dopamine catabolic process; norepinephrine biosynthetic process; octopamine biosynthetic process. The record is from RefSeq and is a predicted model, not a curated record. Gene Ontology annotation, molecular function: copper ion binding; dopamine beta-monooxygenase activity. Lineage: Eukaryota; Metazoa; Arthropoda; Insecta; Hymenoptera; Formicidae.
CGCACCCCGCGUCGUUCCGCAGGCGCGGAAUCCUGCGUGAUACAAAAGUUCGUAGUAAGGAUCCUCAGUGCGGAUUCACCUUUCGCAGACUCCGCGAUACAAUCCUAUAAACUUCGUAAACAACGCUCACGAAAUCGCGGGAUAAAAAAUUUAACGUGAGACUCGUGUCGAAUUAACGAAAAUCCAAAUAGAAGGCGAGGCACGGUGAAUUCACUCGCUACAUCGCUUCGUAGGAAUAUUUAAAGAAAAAUUUAUCACGUUAAUAAUGAUGCUGUUUCUGCUAGUUGCUCUUGCGAGCAUCCACUCGGGUUGGACCCGGCGCGAUUCUUCGAGGGAUGAAAAUGUGAUUGGAGACGCGGUGCAUACAGUUCCGCUCGGCUCGGAGGCAACUUUUCACUGGAGAGUGGAUUUAAUGAACAAGCUGAUAAUCGUGGAGAUUCAUUACGUCGGCAAUGAGAGUAGUUGGUUCGCGAUUGGAUUUUCCGACUACGGGGACCUGAAACCGGCUGAUUACUGCGUCCUGUGGUCCGAUUGGCACCAACAAAUACAUCUUCAAGACUCGUGGACUGAUAUCGACGGGAAAUUACACCUAGACACACAGCAGGACUGUGAGAACUUCGCAUGGAAAAGACGCGGUAAUAUCACGAAAUUCACAUUUUCUCGCAAAUUCGACACUUGCGACGACCAUGAUUAUGUCAUUGAGAGAGGUACCACACAUCUGGUGUGGCUCCGCGGUCGCGGUCCGCUCUCCUCCUUGGCUGGUCUCGAGAUAUCGGACGCAAAAGCGUCGGGUAUGUCCCGUACGGAAUUGCACAGAGUGUCCCAUAAAAAACCCAAGUUUCCCACGAACGCCUGGCAGCUCGAGUUACUCGCCCAUCGGGUUCAAGUGCCGAAGCAGGAGACUACUUAUUGGUGUCGCGUUCAUAAAUUGCCAUCGGCAUUAAGACAGAAGCAUCAUAUCUUACAAUUUGGUCCCGCUAUUCAAGCGGGUAAUGAACAUCUCGUACAUCACAUGGAAGUCUUUCAUUGUGCCGGACCGAUGGAUCUAGAGGUGCCAAUGUACGAUGGACCCUGUGACGGAGCAGACAGACCCGAAAAAACGCAGAUCUGCAAAAAGGUAUUGGCAGCAUGGGCGAUGGGUGCCGAUGCGUUUGUAUAUCCGGAAGAAGCUGGUCUGUCUAUUGGAGGAACCGAUUUCAAUCCAUAUGUCAUGUUGGAGGUGCAUUAUAAUAAUCCUGAGCUGCAUCAAGGUGCUAUCGACUCCUCCGGAAUCCGAUUUGUUUUGACAAAUACUCUUAGAAAAUACGAUGCCGGUGUCAUCGAGCUUGGUCUCGAGUAUACCGAUAAGAUGGCCAUACCACCGCAUCAGGAAGCCUUUACGCUAUCCGGUCACUGCAUAGCCGAGUGCACCGGAGUCGGAUUACCCCAAAGUGGCAUUCGCAUUUUCGGCUCUCAACUGCACACGCAUCUGACGGGCACUAAAGUCGUCACCCGUCACAUAAGGAAUGGUGAAGAAUUAUCGUUAUUGAAUUAUGACAAUCAUUACUCCACUCAUUUCCAGGAGAUUAGAUUGCUACCAAAACCGGUGAUCGUCCUACCUGGGGAUUCUCUGAUAACUACAUGCACGUACAACACUAUGAAAAGAGAUAACGUGACUCUCGGUGGCUUUGCUAUAUCCGAUGAGAUGUGCGUUAAUUAUAUUCAUUACUAUCCCAACGCGCAAUUAGAGGUAUGCAAAAGUGCCAUAAGCGACGAUGCUUUGCGGACGUAUUUCCGUUACAUGCGAGAAUGGGAAAGUCAAGGAACCAGUUCAGAAAAGGGUAUCUCGGCGAAUUAUAAAAGCAUCGAGUGGACCAAAGUCCGCGUGGAAGCUCUUCACGAUCUCUACGAAGCUGCGCCUUUAGGGAUGCAGUGUAAUGGUUCCGACGGUUCUCGGUUACCUGGUUUAUGGGAUAAUAUAGCGGCAACACCCGUCAGAUUACCUUUGUCUCCGCCAGCCAGAGAUUGCCUGGGAUCUUCGAUCCAACGAGAGGUCUUGGAUCAGAUGUGAAUAAUUAAUUAAUUUUAAAAUUUGAAUUACUUGACUAUUUCGUUAUACGAAUACUUCAAGGGAACAAACAAAUAAUUAAAAUUCUAAUUCAGAGCAUA